AUGGCAUCAUCUGAUAAUUUAUCCGGCAUUGAACCGUGGAUGUUUCGCCCUGCGGUGAAUGACACGUGGCUCGCCGAGUACGUAGCUCGCGACACCGAAACCUUCACCAAGGCUCUUCAAAAAACACUCUCCACUUCACCGGAAGAUGCUUUCUCUCCUUUUUUAAACCUUGUUAAAACUGACUCAGCCGUUACCGCUACACCAACGGUUUCCAGCCUCUCCGGCUCCGACCAGGACUCCGCUCCGAAGCGUCAACGUGUAGCCUCCGGGAAGAUCUCGAAGAGAAAGUCGCGUGCCUCGAAGAGGUCACUGACGACGUUCAUCACCGCCGACCCUGCCAAUUUUCGGGAGAUGGUACAGCAGGUUACCGGAGCGAGAUUCGGUGCGGGUUCGAAUAUCUCAAUGGCACCGAUUGUGAAGCCGGAGCCUCUUAGAAUGGUGGGAGUCACCGGUGGAGGGAGGUUUUCUACGGAGGGCGGAGGUUGUUUGCCGACGCUUGACACGUCAGCAUUUUUACUUGACCAUGUCCAUAACCGUCAACAACAACACCAACCGAAUCAAGCAAUGGUUGGUGCUAACUCUGAUGGGCCUGAGAAUUCUGGGCUGGGCCCACUUUCGUUCGGCCAGCCCAUUGGAGGAUUGGAUGACGACGCUGGUUUUGUUUCUGCUGGUUUAGAUUUUGAAACUUUCUCAAGCUGCUUUCCCACCUUGGAAUCGUCGUGGAAAGUUAUGUAA
Lathyrus sativus (Indian pea) is the source of this 735-nucleotide messenger RNA. Lineage: Eukaryota; Viridiplantae; Streptophyta; Magnoliopsida; Fabales; Fabaceae. The record is from the annotation of a GenBank genome assembly.